GAACACACAUGCGCACUUGCCAUGGAAUGGUCAGAUAUAUAAAGAUUGGCGCCGGCGCGCCAGCUGAUCAUUAUUCGUUCAUUCAUUUCUGAGGUGGAACUCUGAAGCCUUCAAUUGACAGAAUGGCUAACGUUAGACGCAGUGGUCGCAUCACAUUACAAGCAAGAGAUGAGAACGCACCGGAACAGAACGUCAAGAUCACACGAAAAAGAAAAUCUGAGACAUCAAAAAAGAUGCCACCCGCAGUGAAGAAACAAAGCUAUGAAAUACAGAAACGGUGGUCAGAAGAAGGGGCAAGUCCAUGUGUCCUUGUAGAAACGCCACACAAGGAGCUUGUGAUGACCAGAGACCUGUCUGGCUUCAAGCAGUUCCGAUUCAAGAACAUCUUCAUCAAGACCUCACCGCUGCCCUGCCUCAGCUGGGCCAGCUCGGAUGACGUGUGGAUUAAGAUGCUGAACAAGGAGCUGAAGUAUGUCCAUGACAAGGGCUUCCUACAGCAGCACCCCAAACUAAAGCCCAAGAUGAGGGCCAUUCUCCUGGACUGGCUUCUAGAGGUGAGUGAGGUGUACACUCUGCAUCGAGAGACUGCUUAUCUGGCUCAGGACUUCUUUGACCGCUUCAUGCUGACACAGGAUGAUAUGGCGAAGGACCGACUGCAGCUCAUAGGAAUCACAGCCCUCUUCAUCGCAUCGAAGAUAGAGGAAAUCUACCCUCCAAAGCUCCAUGAGUUUGCCUACGUUACUGACGGAGCCUGUGAGGAGGAAGCGAUCCUGGAGAUGGAACUUGUCAUGUUGAAGGCGCUGAACUGGAACCUGUGUCCAGAGACUGUGAUCACAUGGCUGAAGCUCUAUGCUCAGGUGGAGUCGCUAAAGGAUGGUGUCAACUUCCUGGUACCUCAGUUCUCUCAGGACACCUACAUCCAGAUCACACAGCUUUUAGACCUGGCCAUCCUGGACAUCAACUCUCUGGACUACCAGUAUGGGAUACUGGCUGCCGCUGCCUUCUGCCAUUUUUUCUCAUUUGACAUUGUCCACAAAGUAUCAGGUCUGACGUGGGAUAGUAUUGCUCCCUGUGUCCGGUGGAUGAGCCCCUUCAUGCACACGGUCAGCGCCUGUCCCAGAGCAGAGCUCAAGGACUUUAAGAAAGUGACGUCUGACGACAGACACAACAUCCAGACCCACGUAGACUACCUGUCCAUGCUGAGCGACGCUCACCAGAGGCAACCGGACAGCCAAGACAGACUAUCGCCUGCUGCCAUAGGAGGGAUAUUGACUCCACCAAAAAGCACAGAGAAACCAGCCAAUCACUGAGCCCCAGGGUCUCCUUGUGUUGAUCUUCUGACCAACCAGAUAAAGGGAGAAUUCCCUAGAUGUCAUGCCUGACCAGCCAGAGGCUGGGAAACUUCGGAACCUCAUCCUCACGUGACCAAUCAAAUGAGCUUUUGGGCAUAACUCACCUUUGUGUAGCAUGUUAAAAUGAGUUAUUUUACUUUUUUUAUACCAAGCUGUAUAUCAGUAUAUGCAGCACAACCAUGGAAAUCAGCUCAUGGUUACUAUAUUGACUUAAUUUGUCAAAUGAUUGCAACAAAUACCCUGUUCUCGCAGUCUUCAUCCCCAGAAUUAGAAUAUUACAUGGAGAACAUUUGAGUUGACUCAAGCCUUUCUCCAUAGAAAGCAUGUCUGCUGCUCCCCCUCUGUUACUUGAAGCUGAACAUCUCAAGACAUGGGAUGUUUUGAUUGCUAAAAAGCUCAUUAUUUGAGGUGAAUUGGUACAUAAUGCUCACAGUUGAGUUGCUUAACUCUGUCUCUUAACAUUGUGUUAUCAUGUGUAUCUGGUGCUGUGUAGUUUAAAUCUGGGUGCUCCUGGAAAUGCUCAGCCAUACAGUAACACUGAAAGCAGUCUUGAUGUUUGCUCUGGUGACAUUUUAAACAUGUGCGCUGUUUGAAAGGGUAGUGCAGGGCUAACUGUUUACUACACAACCUUCUUAAACACUGUUUUUGAAGUUGCGUAUUCUCACCACACUGUGAACGACUCAUUGCGUAUUCUCACCAUACUGAACGACUCAUUGCGUAUUCUCACCAUACUGAACGACUCAUUGCGUAUUCUCACCAUACUGAACGACUCAUUGCGUAUUCUCACCAUACUGAACGACUCAUUGCGUAUUCUCACCACACUGUGAACGACUCAUUGCGUAUUCUCACCAUACUGAACGACUCAUUGCGUAUUCUCACCACACUGAACGACUCAUUGCGUAUUCUCACCACACUGUGAACGACUCAUUGCGUAUUCUCACCACACUGUGAACGACUCGUUGCGUAUUCUCACCACACUGUGAACGACUCGUUGCGUAUUCUCACCACACUGUGAACGACUCGUUGCGUAUUCUCACCACACUGUGAACGACUCGUUGUGUAUUCUCACCACACUGUGAACGACUCGUUGCGUAUUCUCACCACACUGUGAACGACUCGUUGUGUAUUCUCACCACACUGUGAACGACUCAUUGCAUUCUCCUGCCACAACACAUUCCUGGACAACUUGACUUCAGUAGUUUGAUUUAGACCCUUUGGACUGACUUACAACUGUAUGUAAUUUUAACAUUGUAUUUAUUUGUUCAUUUUAAGCCUUACAAUGUUUUUAUGUCCAUAUACAUUCAUAGUGCAAUGAAUUCAGGUCUUUCACAAAGGCAAACACUUGAGUCAUGGGAUGCAUGUUAUUUAUGACUAUCUGUUAUUGGGCGGAAAACCCGGUAUAAUGCAGUUACAUAUGAAAUGUUGUAGUUUUGUGCUAGCCUGUCCGUGGCCUUAGUUGAACUACUAUGGUGAUAGUGUGAUGUGUAGACUUGAGAACCCAGAGGUUCCAGUGCAGGGCUCCAACCCAGUCAGUCUAGCAAACCUGUGACUGUCAACUGAAACCUUCAGUGUUGUGCAGAUGUCUGCUGAGGCAGCAGUAUACAAAGAACCAUGUUUAAACUGUAAAUGAAAUACUAAUGUAUAUAUGUUAUGUACAUAAACUGAAAGUUCUGUUUUCUAAUGGAAUUGUCUUGAAUAAAUGCCAAAUGUAUGCA
Oncorhynchus tshawytscha (Chinook salmon) is the source of this 3067-nucleotide messenger RNA. RefSeq names its product cyclin E2 (gene ccne2). Gene Ontology annotation, biological process: G1/S transition of mitotic cell cycle; regulation of cyclin-dependent protein serine/threonine kinase activity. The transcript has 12 exons. The record is from RefSeq and is a predicted model, not a curated record. Lineage: Eukaryota; Metazoa; Chordata; Actinopteri; Salmoniformes; Salmonidae. Gene Ontology annotation, molecular function: cyclin-dependent protein serine/threonine kinase regulator activity. The coding region runs from base 123 to 1310 and encodes 395 amino acids. Gene Ontology annotation, cellular component: centrosome; cyclin E1-CDK2 complex; cyclin E2-CDK2 complex.